Molecule: messenger RNA, 1436 nt
Organism: Lasiosphaeria miniovina
Lineage: Eukaryota; Fungi; Ascomycota; Sordariomycetes; Sordariales; Lasiosphaeriaceae
Exons: 2
Coding region: 152-1225 (357 amino acids)
Source: RefSeq, a predicted model, not a curated record
CGCCACAGCCUCAAGGCUCCCACGCUCUAGCGCCGAACAAACCACGCCAGCUGGCACAUCACCAGCAACAUAAAAACCCUCGCCGGAGUCCUCUUUUUAAGAUCAAGUUCCUUCGUCCCGCAUUCCCGUCAAUCGUUUCCGGCACGGCGGCAUGGCGGCAACUUUUGCUUCUCCCGGGGUGAGAACCCAAGUGCCCCUCCGCCGCCGCACCCAACCAAGCAGCGAUAGUGGUAGCCGUAGCAGUAGCAGCCACAGGCCCAGUCCUGCGCGGUCAAUGAGGCAGGAAGCGCCCGAGAUCAAGCCCAUCGCCUGGCCCGAAGACCUGAAGCGCGCGCUGCCCGUCGGCCGCCUCAUCCGCCUCGAGUCGUCGGCGCCAAUCGAGGUGCCCUUCUUCACGUCGCUACCUUACGAUGUACGUCGCGAGGUAUACGACAUCAUGCUGCGCGAUGCCGGCUUCCGCCAGCACGUCUUCUGCCCCUCCAUCUGCCGCGUCACCCUGGCUCGGGAGCUGUUUACUCGUUAUCUGGUGUGCAAGAAAUGCGACGGCGACACUUUCCAGGCGGGCACCGUCUGCGGCCAUUGGCAGUGCGAGGACCACAAUAACACCCCCGGCACUGCAACUGCUACUCCUCCUACUACCGGCGACGCCAAGUUCCAGCUCGGCGACCUGAUCUCUCUAAUGAAAACGUGCAAAUUUGGAUAUCUCGAGGUCUCCGAGUACUUCUACCGGUCUAUCACGUUUACGUUCGCGAGCUUCCCGGAGCUGCGCGUGUUUCUGGACCGGCUGCCAGCGACGGCAUUGUCACGCGUGCGGUCAAUCGCCUUCAUCGCGCACAUGCUGCCGCACGACCCACAGGCUUGUCAGCGCUUCAUCGGCGGCGAAUACUUCGAGACGGCCGAGGCGGCGGUAGGAGCAGGCGGCGAGAACCACAUGGCGCUCUUUAAGCGGAUUCCUAACCUCGAGGUGCUCGACAUUAACUUCUUCCCGAGCCUGAUCCUGGCGCUCUCGACGCGGCUCGUCGACGUCGUCCGCCCCCUGCAGCAGCUCCCCGACUCCACACGCGUCACCGUCCGCAUCCCCAACAUGGUCUACUCGGGCAUCUCGGAGAUAGGGCUGCCGACGGCGUCGCGACUGGGCGAGGGCGCGAACUUCACGCUCAUGAGGCCUAAUGUGGCGGCGAGCAGUGUGCAGCAGAACUGCAGAGCGUAUUCGUAUUCUUUCUAGGCUCCAAGGGCUGCUGUUUUUUUUUUGUUUCGGUUCGUCAAGGUUUGGGAUUCGCCCCGAAUUGGCAGGGAGGGUGUACUAAUGAAUCAUGACUGUUCUUUACGAUUUCUUUUUCUUUGGCGAAGCUCUUGCUUCGGUUUACUUGCAAUUCUGGUCCGCGUGGACUCCGCUACCUGCUUUUCUGUUGCAAAUCAAGUGCACCAUUUUGGCU